Messenger RNA from Gavia stellata (red-throated loon), 803 nucleotides. Its product is annotated as N-alpha-acetyltransferase 20. The record is from RefSeq and is a predicted model, not a curated record. Gene Ontology annotation, biological process: N-terminal peptidyl-methionine acetylation. NCBI's taxonomy places the organism in Eukaryota, Metazoa, Chordata, Aves, Gaviiformes, Gaviidae. Gene Ontology annotation, cellular component: NatB complex. The coding region runs from base 33 to 581 and encodes 182 amino acids. The transcript is spliced from 7 exons. Gene Ontology annotation, molecular function: protein-N-terminal amino-acid acetyltransferase activity.
UCGGCGGCGGCAGCAGGAGCAGGAGCAGGAGCAUGAGCAUGAGCAUGACGACGCUCCGCGCCUUCACCUGCGACGACCUCUUCCGCUUCAACAACAUCAACCUGGACCCGCUGACGGAGACUUACGGGAUACCCUUCUACCUGCAGUACCUGGCCCACUGGCCCGAGUAUUUCGUUGUCGCCGAGGCGCCCGGCGGGGAGCUGAUGGGUUACAUAAUGGGUAAAGCAGAAGGCUCUGUGGCUAGGGAAGAAUGGCAUGGACAUGUUACUGCUCUUUCUGUUGCGCCAGAAUUUCGGCGGCUGGGUUUGGCUGCUAAAUUGAUGGAGCUACUGGAAGAAAUUUCAGAAAAAAAGGGUGGAUUUUUCGUUGACCUCUUUGUGAGAGUAUCAAACCAGGUUGCAGUAAAUAUGUAUAAGCAACUAGGCUACAGUGUGUACCGGACAGUAUUAGAGUACUACUCUGCUAGCAGUGGUGAGCCAGAUGAAGAUGCUUAUGAUAUGAGAAAAGCUCUUUCCAGAGAUACGGAGAAGAAAUCAAUUAUACCUCUGCCUCAUCCUGUGAGACCAGAAGACAUUGAGUAACUUGUCCUGCGCCCUGCUCCUCAUUUCUGGCGGCCUCCACCUCUGCCCAGCAGCCCAUCGCUCCAGGAGCCAGCCGACUGACCAUCCUUUCCCUGCCGAACCCACGAGUGUGGCUCUGGGAACAACUGCUGAGGUGUCUUAGGGGGAGUGUUGGGGGCCCUGAGCCCUAGAGCAGACUCGCUCCCGGGACUUGUGUGUGACUGAAUAAACACUUGCCAUCUC